Messenger RNA from Dentiscutata erythropus, 444 nucleotides. Lineage: Eukaryota; Fungi; Glomeromycota; Glomeromycetes; Diversisporales; Gigasporaceae. The record is from the annotation of a GenBank genome assembly.
AAAAAAAUUUUGAAUAUUCAAUGUUGUAUCAAAUACUUGAUACGAAGUUGAAGAAUCCCGAUCUCUGCGAUGAAUUAACAGAAGAAAAAUAUUACUGGUAUCUGUUACAAGUGGAAAAAUUAUAUGAAAGAAAAGGUGAUAUGUGGACUAAAAAAGAUUAUGAAAAAGCUAACGAGUUAGUAAAAAAAUACACAGAAAAUAAUGAAACAAGACACCUUAGACACCGGAAAAAAGAUGAUAAUGAACUAAGAAGUAUAUAUCUAAAAUUACCAUAUGAAAUUAAAAAAGAUCAAAAAGAAAUUUUUGAAAAUGUAAACGAAUUGUGGAAUAGAAGUAUCAAUGAAGCCAAAGAAUCUCGAUUAGAAAUUCCGGAUUCAUUAAAAAAUGAUAUACAAUACGAAUCACUCGACAGAAAAACUUUUUUAAAAUUAGCUGAUACAAGCA